AUAAGGUGCCUAUAUUAAAGAGCCGGUUCCUCUCUGUAAAUGGCACACAUAUGCAGAAGCUUGAGCGUGGAUUAAACCCUCUACAGUGAGAGGACAAUGAUAUCCUUUGUGGCCACCUUAAUAUUCCUGAACGCAGGACUCCCUGCAGUCACAGAUAACGUCCUGGACCCGUGCUCGGCCUACACCAGCCUGAACGAGCCCUGGCGCAACACGGACCACCACAUCAACCAGUCGGCCGGCGUUCCCCUCUGUGACGGCCACAUGUCCGGAGAGUGGUACCGCUUCACGGGCAUGGCCGGAGACGCCAUGCCAACCUUCUGCAUCGCCGAGAAUCACUGCGGCACUCACGCUCCCAUCUGGCUCAAUGGCAACCACCCAGAACCAGCACAGGGCAUCGUCUCUCUGCCGGUCUGUGCCAGCUACAACGACAACUGCUGCCAGUGGAACACCAGCGUGGAUGUGAAGGCCUGCGCCGGGGGGUACUACGUCUACCGCCUGCCCAAACCGCCCGUGUGCUUCCACGUCUACUGCGGCCAUUUCUAUGACAUCUGCGACGAGGUGGAGUGCAACGGCCCCCAUUGUCCGGAGUCCAGUUGUCAGUGUGCGCCUGGGACGACCCUGGGGCCCGACCGUCAGACAUGCCUGGAUGUGAACGAGUGUGAUAAAGGGAACGGUGGCUGCGCGGAGCUGUGUGUGAACACCAAGGGCUCCUGGCGGUGUCAAUGCGGACCAGGGCGUGUCCUAGAGGCAGAUGGACACAAGUGCAGAGAGUUGGCCGGAUGUCCGGCCAGCAAUGGAGGCUGCAGCCACGGCUGUGCCACCCUGUUGGACUCCCAUGAAUGCCGCUGUCCGCGUGGGCUCGAGCUGGGAGAGGACAACCGAACCUGCCAGGUUCCUGUCCAGUGCGAUCCCAGCUGCAUCAAGGUGUCAGUCCCUAAGGAUCUGGUGGAAGGUCUGGACCUCUUCCUGACCAACUCUUCCUGCCGCGGGAUCUCCAACGGCACACACAUCAACCUGAGCUUCAGCCUCAAGACCUGUGGGACGGUGGUGGAGGUCACCGAUGACAAGAUCGUGGGGACCAACCUGGUGACGGGGCUCCCGAGGACGGGGGCCGGUGCCGGCGGCGGCGGCGGCGGUGCCGGCAGAGACAUGAUCGUCCGCACCAGCAAGCUCCUGCUGCCCGUCACCUGCGAGUUCCCCCGGGAGUACCAGGUGUCGGUGGACGGCUACCAGGCCAGCCUGCGCAGCGCGGCCCUGGAGCUGGCCGGGCACAGCGAGGGCGUGUUCCCCUUCACCCUGGAGCUCUUCAAGAGCGAGGCCUUCGCCGAGCCCUACCGCGCGCCGCCGCAGCUGCGGCUCCACGACGCGCUGUACUUCGGCGUGGAGCCGCGGGAGAAGCUGGACGGGCUGGCCGCGCUGGUGGAGAGCUGCUUCGCCACGCCCAGCCCCAAGGCGGAGCAGGCCCUGAAGUAUUACCUCAUCAAAGACGGGUGUAUAUCAGACGAUACGGUGAAGCAGCUCACAGCCAAGGACACACUCUCCAAACACUACCGAGUCCCCGUCUUCAAGUUCAUCGGCAAGGACAACCGGGAGGUCUUCCUCCACUGCCACGUGCUGGUGUGCGGGGCCGGAGACUCGCGCUGCGUCCAGCGGUGCCGCGGGGGGGGCCGCCUGCGCCGGGAGCUCUGGAGCACGGACCCCCAGGAACCCCGGGACCGGCGCGUGCUCAGCGGAGGGCCCAUCAUCAUCCUGCCGGACCCCUGAACACCCACGCCCCCCCGCCGCAACACCAAAAGUCCCCCGAAGGGCCCCGCUGAUGAGCCAUCCCAUAAUGAGGCUAACAACCCAAAACACGCCGCCAGACCCUGAGUGUAUUUCUGGUUCAGUGUUAUCGUGCAAAGACGGCGUCCGACAUAAUUAUUCAGCUCUGCAUCGGGUAUCAGGUCACGGACCACACGACACAGCCACCCAACAACACAGAAGCCUAUUUGAGUCCUAGGAAAGCGCUGUAUACGUCUCAUUUAUUGUUGUUAUUAUUGUUAUGUCGCUUGGUGACGUGGUUCCCAACACAACAGUUUUGCCGUGAAUAAAGCGACGCUUGUACUAGAUAAUCAUUCUUAGCGGCCGGGGAAGUCUCCUCGGCACGAUUGUAACCGCUGGGGCGGGAGAAAGGCUUUUCUAGGUCAGCCAUGCACGCCGUCCUCCGGUCUGAUUACAGUUUGCCCGCCUCAGCCUAUAUUUACAAGCACGGCUAAUAUUACAAAAUGGAACUAGCAGCUUAUAGACGCGCGUGUGUGUGUGUGUGUGUGUGUGUGUGUGUGUGUGUGUGUGUGUGUGUGUGUGUGUGUGUGUGUGUGUGUGUGUGUGUGUGUGUGUGUGUGUGUGUGUGUGUGUGUGUGUGUGUGUGUUUUUAACACUGAUACUUAUGGAUUCUUUUUUUUAGCACUGCUUCUCCCAGUGGUCUAAAUUCGGGACCACAGGCUAAACCAAUAGUCUUUUGUCAGUGUUUGGGGAAUUAUGCAAAGCACCGACUUGCCUGAAGAAGUAAUGUGCCCUUAAUUAUGCAAAACAAAUGACAAUCAUGCAUGCAUUUAUUCAUAGAAAACCAACAACGAGGGAAAUAAUAAGUUACAUUGGACACAUGGCUGAGUAGCAGUAAUGGACGCAGCGCUAACACGUCCCGCUCUAAGAGGGUGAGUGUAGCGAGGCGGUCUGAUGAUCAGGAACACGCGGACAAGACAGAGUCUUUCCCUAGUCAUUAACUCCAGUUCAUCCUCGCGCAACAGGAAGUGAAUCAGACCGAAAUUUGCUCUCUCUAUCAGGCACAUCUUCUGAUUCAUCAAAGUCAUUUAUGCUAAUGGAGUCAUAAUCCUGCCCUAAAAUAAUAAAACAAAUAGAAAAUGAUUUGUCCAAUUAACCAA
Gadus macrocephalus (Pacific cod) is the source of this 2921-nucleotide messenger RNA. It is a transcript of the gene oit3, whose product is annotated as oncoprotein induced transcript 3. Lineage: Eukaryota; Metazoa; Chordata; Actinopteri; Gadiformes; Gadidae. The transcript has 9 exons. Bases 97 to 1764 code for a protein of 555 amino acids. Gene Ontology annotation, molecular function: calcium ion binding. The record is from RefSeq and is a predicted model, not a curated record.